AUGAGGAAGAAGUUCAAGGUCAUGUGCCACCAGAUUGAGCAGCUCAAGGAGGAGAUCAAAGAGAAGGAUGUGGCCAUGAUCGCAGAGCACUUCAAGCACCAGAACAUCAGCAAGGAGACCUUGAAACCAGAGACGGAGAAGACCAAGCACACGCUGGAGUUCCACGAGAAGCAGCAGACCAAGUCCCAGCAGGUCGUGGAGCAGCAGCUCUCCGACAUCAAAAAGCUGGAGGCCACCAUCCAGGAGGCUGAGACGGAGCGGCAGCACCAGCGAAAGGAGUUUGAGGCUGUUACCUCCGAGCGCAACAUCCUGGGCAAGCAGCUCAUCCGACGAAACGAGGAGCUCUCGCUGAUCUACGAGAAGAUCAAGAUCCAGGAGAGCACUUUGGGCAAGGGUGAGGCCCAGUACAAGAAGCUUCUGGAGAGCCUCCGCGGACAGCGCAGCAGCAUUGCGCUCAAGCGUGACCUCUUCAUUGCCCAACAGCAGGCAGGAAGCUGGGGAGGCAUUUCGCUGUACCGGGUGAUGCACGUUCGAGCUCUUUCAGAAGAGCUCGAGAAUCCGAUGAACGUCCAUCGCUGGAGAAAGCUCGAGGGAUCUGAUCCGGCCAUCUAUGCCAAAACCGAGGAGGUCGUCGCAAAGGAUGUCGAGAUCCAGGAGAAGGAAAAGCUCCACAAGGAGCUGACUUCCAUCCUGGAGAAGCAGCCCGGGCCUGAAGUGCUGGAGCAGUUGGAGCAGUACCAGGAGACGUACAAUGCUAAGCUCAAGCAGAUGAAGGCCAUGCAGAGCGAGCUCCACACCUAUCAGUCUCAGGCAGGAUUGAAAAAGACACAACACAUUGCUUGUGCAUCCAAAGGUAGUAGAUCCAGGAUCUCGGGUCAGCACGUCGGGCUGUAA
Messenger RNA from Symbiodinium necroappetens, 894 nucleotides. The record is from the annotation of a GenBank genome assembly. Lineage: Eukaryota; Dinophyceae; Suessiales; Symbiodiniaceae.